AAAACCAACAAUUCCAUCUUUUGCUCUCUUACAAAAAAAAAGGGCUUUUCUUGUUUUAUAUUAAGAAUCUGUGUUUGAAUAAGAUAUAAUGACGCAUUCAAGUAAUUCCAACUCAGCCGGAGGAACAACUACUGCCUCACCCUCUUCCAGAUCAAUUUCAAGAACUUCCGCGUCAGCGUCAGCUCCAGUUACUCCGUCAUCCGGGUUUAAUAUCCCUCAUUCUCAAACAACACCUAAGAUUUCAACAUUUACAAGUAAUGACUUUUCUGGUUCUACUUCUGCCACUACUGCCCACACUGGUUCUGCCACUGCGUCUUCGUCAAUUUCUCCACCUAUAUUGGCAACGUUUUCACCAUCACUGUUAUCUCCCCGCAAUAGUAUUAUUUCCACCAAUGCCAAUGCUGCAGCAAGAUAUCGUUCUUUAAGUACCACUGGUCAUAACUAUACUACAUCAAAUUUGCCAAGUUCAUCACCAAAGAGAAGUUCCUUUUCUGAAUUUUCCAAUGAACAAAUUAUUGAUUUGAUGGAGCGUGAACAAGAUGCUAUUGUUUUAAAGUUGAUGCGAGAAAUUGAAUUAUUAAAACAAGAAAAUAAAAUGUUAAAGAUGAAUAACCAUGGGUCAAGCAGUGUUCCAUUGCCUAUUAGUUCGCCACCAUCCGUACGCCGUUCAAGUUCUUUAUCUACAAAUGGAAGUCGUAGUUCUUCAAGUUCAAGUAAACGAACCUCAAUGUUUGGUAACUAUUCGUUUAGAGAAAACAGUACUGGACAACUUAGUCAAAUAGUUCCUGUUGCUCCUCCUGCCCAGAGUCAUUCCACCCAUUCUCCUACAACUACUCAUGACGAUAUUAUCAAGAAAUACAAGAGUGAAGCAUUUCCAAUAACUCGAAGACUUAGUUUGAAUGGGAAAUAUGAAGAGAUUAUGGAUGAAAAUAGAAAUUUGAAACGAGAAAUUAAGAGGUUGCAAAAUGAGCUUGAAAAUUUGAAAAAGUAAGUUAUUUGGAUACCUAACUUGUUUUGCUGUGAUACUUGCAUUUGUUGAAUGUCACGUAAGUGUACAGCUUACACUUUAUGACAUAUAGAACAUAAAAACCU
Messenger RNA from Spathaspora passalidarum NRRL Y-27907, 1092 nucleotides. RefSeq lists its product as uncharacterized. Lineage: Eukaryota; Fungi; Ascomycota; Pichiomycetes; Serinales; Debaryomycetaceae. The transcript has a single exon. The record is from RefSeq and is a predicted model, not a curated record. The annotation marks the transcript as partial.